Molecule: messenger RNA, 442 nt
Organism: Loa loa (African eye worm)
Lineage: Eukaryota; Metazoa; Nematoda; Chromadorea; Rhabditida; Onchocercidae
Exons: 2
Coding region: 1-318 (105 amino acids)
Source: RefSeq, a predicted model, not a curated record
AUGCAGACACACAUACAUAGAGAGAGCGAUGAAGAACAGGGCCAAGAUGAAGGCGAGAAGAAUGAAAGCAGUGGAUUGGCUGUGUUGGGGAAAGAUGUAGGGGAAGUGGUGACAAGUUGGUUGUACAGGCCUGUCAUGUCUUUUGUGGAGACACUAUCGUUACCCGAAUAUGAGGUGACACUGCAGCUGUAUGAAAGCCGUGGGAGACGACGCUCGGCUUGUCACGUCCUUUUGUGCGGCAUGCUGUCGUUGUUUGGUACCGAUGAAGGGCGAAACGUUAUUGUCAGUGGCAUUAAUGGGACUAAAGGUGAUAUUUAAUGAAGAGGGCGGCGAUUGCUGAAGUACCAAAAGCUUGCCAUUGCAGUGUCCCGUUCAUUAUUGCCUUUCCUUUGAUAUUACGCUCUGUCUCAAAUGGAAAUAAGGUGAAGAUUUCGAGUGCCCA